AUGAAGCCCCACGUUGCGAAAUACACCCAAUACCGAUUCUAUGACCUAUGGAUUGACAAGGCCAUCAUUCGGCCUGACGGCCCGGAACGCGGCCGAGAUGGGUUCGCGCAAAAGCGUCUCAGGAUUCCUUCGCGGGGAAAAAUGGAUGUCUUUUGGACUAACGAGAUGGACUCUAUCUUUCUCAACAAUGACCCUAAGUUCAUAAUCAUGCCGACGUCCCCCGAUGACCGUCAACCAAGAGCCGAAGCCGAAGCUAAAUUAGAACAAGGGCCGUUUAAUGGUGGACGGCAUGGAAAUGCUCUCCAAGCUGCCUCUGAAGGAGGUCACUAUGAUAUCGUGCAGCUACUGCUAGAGGAAGGAGUCGAUGCCAACGCUCAAGGUCGACGGUAUGGAGAUGCUCUCCAAGCUGCCUCUGAACGAGGUUACUGUGAUAUCGUACAGGUACUGCUAGAGGAAGGAGUCGAUGUCAACGCCCAAGGUGGACGGUGUGGAAAUGCCCUCCAAGCUGCCUCUUUUCGAGGACACAGUGAGAUGGUACAACUGCUGCUAAACGAAGGAGCUGACAUCAACGCCCAAGGUGGAUGGUAUGGAAGUGCCCUCCAAGCUGCCUCUGAACGAGGUUACUGUGAUAUCGUGCAACUACUGCUAGAGAAAGGAGCCGACGUCAACACCCAGGGCGGAGAGUAUGGAAAUGCCCUCCAAGCUGCCUCUUACAAAGGACACGAAAGGAUCGUGCAGCUACUGCUAGAGCAUAGAGCCGAUGUCAACGCCCAAGGUGGACGGUAUGGAAAUGCACUCCAAGCCGCCUCGUACGACGGACACGAAAGGAUCGUGCAGCUACUGCUAGAGCAAGGAGCCGACGUCAACGCCCAAGGUGGACGCUGUGGAAAUGCUCUCCAAGCUGCCUCCUACGAAGGAUACGAUGAUAUUGUGCAGCUACUGCUAGAGCAUGGAGCAGACGUCAACGCCCAAGGCGGAGAGUAUGGAAAUGCACUCCAGGCUGCCUCUUACAAAGGACACGAAAGGAUCGUGCAGCUACUGCUAGAGCAAGGAGCCGACGUCAAUGCCCAAGGUGGAGAGUAUGGAAAUGCCCUCCUAGCUAGCUCUUAUGGAGGACAUGAUAAGAUCGUGCAGCUACUGCUAGAGCAUAGAGCCAAUGUCAACGCCCAAGGUAGGGAGUAUGGAAAUACUCUCCAAGCUGCCUGCUAUGAAGGACACAAGAAGAUCGUUCAGUUACUGCUAGAGAAAGGAGCCGAUGUCAACGCCCGAUGUGGAUUGUCUGGAAAUGCCCUCCAAGCUGCCUGUUACGAAGGAGACGAUGAGAUCGUGCACUUACUGCUCGAGAAAGGAGCCGAUGUCAACGCCCGAGGCGGAGAGUACGGAAACGCCCUCCAUGCUGCCUCUGAACGAGGGCACUCUGAUAUCGUGCAGUUACUACUAGAGAAAGGAGCCGAUGUCAACGCUCAAGGUGGAUGGUCCGGACAUGCCCUCCAAGCUGCUUGUUAUGAAGGACACGAUGGGAUCGUUCAGUUACUGCUAGAGAGCGGAGCUGAUGUCAAUGCCCAAGGUGGAGCGUAUGGAAAUGCUCUCCAAGCUGGCUCUUAUGGAGGACAUGAUGAGAUCGUGCAGUUACUGCUAGAGGAAGGAGCCGAUGUCAACGCCCGAUGUGGAUUGUCUGGAAAUGCUCUCCAAUCUGCCUCUUCCGGCGGAGACGAUGAUAUUGUUCACCUGCUGCUAGAGAAAGGAGCCGAUGUCAACGCCCGAGGCGGAGAGUACGGAAACGCCCUCCAAGCUGCCUCUGAACGAGGGCACUCUGAUACCGUGCAGUUACUGCUAGAGAAAGGAGCCGAUGUCAAUGCUCAAGGUGGAUAUUAUGGAAAUGCCCUCCAAGCCGCCUCUUACGAAGGAAACGAUGAGAUCGUCCAGUUGCUUCUGGAGAAAGGAGCCGAUGUCAACACCCAAGGUGGAGAGUAUGGGAAUGCUCUCCAAGCGGCCUCUUAUGGAGGACAUGAUGAGAUUGUGCAAUUGCUGCUAGAGAAAGGAGCCGACAUCAACGCCCAAGGUGGAUGGUAUGGAAGUGCUCUCCAAGCUGCCUCUUCUGGAGGGGUCGAUGAUAUCGUGCAGCUACUGCUAGAGAAAGGAGCCGAUGUCAACGUCCAAGGUGGACGGUAUGGAAAUGCCCUCCAAGCUGCCUCUGAACGAGGGCACUAUGAAAUCGUCCAGCUACUGUUAGAGCGCGGAGCCGAUGUCAAUAUCCAGGGUGGUUACUACGGAAAUGCGCUACAGGCGGCGUGUUCUGAAGGACACGGCGAGAUUGUGCGAAUGCUGCUGGAGUCUGGAGCUGACGUCAUCGCCCAAGGUGGAGAGUACGGGAAUGCGCUCCAGGCUGCUUGUUCUGAAACACACGACAAGGUUGCACAAAUGCUGAGAGACCAUGGAGCCGAUGCGGACGCUCAGGAUGGCUUUUACGCGAAUGCCCUUCAGGCUUCUUGA
This is a messenger RNA of Penicillium subrubescens, 2493 nucleotides long. Its product is annotated as ankyrin repeat domain-containing protein. Gene Ontology annotation, molecular function: protein binding. The record is from RefSeq and is a predicted model, not a curated record. Lineage: Eukaryota; Fungi; Ascomycota; Eurotiomycetes; Eurotiales; Aspergillaceae. The transcript is spliced from 2 exons. The coding region runs from base 1 to 2493 and encodes 830 amino acids.